Molecule: messenger RNA, 1064 nt
Organism: Aspergillus versicolor CBS 583.65
Lineage: Eukaryota; Fungi; Ascomycota; Eurotiomycetes; Eurotiales; Aspergillaceae
Exons: 4
Coding region: 107-961 (284 amino acids)
Source: RefSeq, a predicted model, not a curated record
CCACUGAACACCCCAUACCAACCCCAACAGGGAGCACCUAGCAAUAGGUAUCCUGCUGACUGUGCUGUUAUUCCACGAAUUGGCGGCUAAACGAUCGAAAACGGAGAUGGCAGGCUAUGACAAAGUAGCAUCUCUGAUGACAGGGGACAAGGGGCUGUCAAUAUUUCGCUCGUUCAAGAAACUGAAUACAACGAACCUGCUUUACCUGCAGGCAGAGAUCACACUCAAAGAGAAGGAGCUGAAGGGAAUUAUACAGGAGGACCAGGACUCGCAGGAUCCCUAUCGUGAGAAAUUCUCAGGCUCUGUAUUGUAUUUGAAAGGGGUCGGUGAGCCUUCAGAGCAGUGGGAGAAGUGGCUGGAGCUUAGGGAGUUGUUGGAGAAAUAUAACACUGCAUUGGCACAGCAUGGCCAGCUCCUUCGGUAUAAAGCGCCGCAUCAGCGAGAUCUGAACAUAUUUAGUCAGUGGCUGAAGCAUUAUACCAAGUUCUGGACGGUUGAUGAGAUUAUGCAAUGGUAUGGUUCAGAGGAGAAGGUAAAAGACCUGAUCACGCUGGCUGGGAGAUAUGAGAAUGUCGAUCUGUUGACGCGAUGGAUGUACCGAGUUUUCAUCCCAUUCUGGCACAAGCAUGGAUCUACUUGGUGUCGCAGACUGACCAGAUCUGAAAAGUCCAUGGUGGCGGAUGUCGAGACAGGGACAGUCUAUUACAGCGAUGAGAAGAUCAUUCGUGCGACGAGAAUAACAAGCACAUUGGUGUCGUCCCUGAUUCCGGCGACCUCGAUGCUGGCCCUAUUCUUCGUCAAUAACCUCAAAGUUCGCCUGGCGAUCAUAUUCAUAUACAAUGUGGCGUUUUCAAUGAUGAUUGGCCUUCUGGCAAAGACCAGGCGGGUUGAAGUGUUUGCGGCUUCUUCAGCCUUUGCAGCUGUGCAAGUGGCGUUUAUUACUAACCUUCCUGGGAACUGAGUGCAGUUACGUCUUCAGAUGUGCGAUGUGGGUGGACAUUCGAGCAUCCCAAGGUGGAGAAUAUAUCAAAUGAGAUAUGCAUGUACAGCCUGUACAGUCUUGC